Molecule: messenger RNA, 2954 nt
Organism: Silurus meridionalis
Lineage: Eukaryota; Metazoa; Chordata; Actinopteri; Siluriformes; Siluridae
Gene: stambpl1
Product: STAM binding protein-like 1
Exons: 11
Coding region: 387-1697 (436 amino acids)
Biological process (GO): protein K63-linked deubiquitination
Cellular component (GO): endosome; membrane
Molecular function (GO): metal-dependent deubiquitinase activity; protein binding; K63-linked deubiquitinase activity
Source: RefSeq, a predicted model, not a curated record
GAUAGUGGAGAACGUUUGGCGCUUGUGGCUUUCCAUACUGCAGGACUCACUAUUGUGUCAUUGGCUCUCUCCACCCACGUUGUGUGUCAAAGAGGCGCUGUGCUGCUGAUGCGCUCAUAUCCAAACGUUUGCGUUCCACUGCGAGUGUUCAAUGUCAUUGAAGAGCAGGUUUCAGGUUUAGCUGCCAUUAACCUCGCCUGUGCUUUUGGCUAGGAAUAAAAGUACUGUGUUUAUGCGGUGCAGAAGUGAGACGGAUCUCGGCUUAGCUGUGGUGGUAUGUAAACAUGGGCUGCAUGUGAGGAGGACAGGAGCGCGCGCGACAGGGAUGCGGAGCAUGGGACACCAGCAGUCCACUUAUCGUGAGGAAUCGUCUUGGGAGAUGACAGAUGGAGACAUCGGGAGGAUCGGAGCCUGCCAGCCUGCAUCCUAAAUGCGCCAUGGAGCAGGAGUUCAGCUUCAGCGCUCUGAAGAAGCUGGCAGCUGAGCCGGACUAUGCGGAUGUAACCCUGCCGGCAGUGGAACGUGUGCGAGCGCUCAGUAAGAUGGGCUACAACAUUGAGAUCAGCGAGGACAUCGCGCCACGCCGCUACUUCCGCUCAGGGGUAGAGAUGGAGCGAAUGGCUGCCGUCUACCUGGAGGAGGGCAGUUUGGAAAAUGCUUUCGUCCUCUAUAACAAGUUUAUCACGUUGUUUGUGGAAAAACUCCCCAGUCAUCGGGACUAUCAGCAGUGCAACGUCCCUGAGAAACAAGUCAUAAUGAAGAAGUUGCAAGAAGUGGCUUUUCCACGUAAGGAUCAGCUGAGGAAACUCCUCCAUGAAAAAUACAGCAAAGAAUACAGUGAAUAUCUGAAGAAGCAGAGCCAGGCCAUGCCUGUAGCUAUGUGUGGAGAACAGUUACAGAGGCUCUCUUUGCUGGAGGAAGAGAAACAGCGUGUUGCACAGUUGAGAAAGAUGCAGCUGGAGUCAGAGCAGUUCCGCUACUUCGAGGACCAGCUGCGGCGUCAGGAGCAGGCCAACCGUAAACAGGAUGCUUUCCCUAAAGAACCUGAACAAACGGAUGGCUCAUGCCUAUCUCAGACUCCAAAAAACCACACGCGCCUUGACCCCAACCGCAACAAACAAGCCACACCUCUACCCAAACCUGCGGCCACAUUAGCUGCAGUCCAGAAUCAGCAAGUAGGCCUGAGGCGGGUUCUAAUUCCUCGAGACCUGACAUACAGGUUCCUUCUGCUGGCUGAUCGCAACACAGCCAGAGGCAUCGAGACAUGUGGAGUACUCUGCGGAAAACUGACUCACAACGAGUUCAUGCUCACCCAUGUGAUUGUGCCCAAACAAUCAUCCGGGCCCGACUACUGUGACAUGGAGAACGUGGAGGAGCUGUUCAGUUAUCAGGAUCACCAUAACCUACUGACCCUCGGCUGGAUCCAUACACAUCCCACUCAGACAGCUUUUCUAUCCAGUGUGGAUCUCCACACGCACAGCUCCUAUCAACUUAUGCUGCCCGAGGCCAUCGCCAUUGUCUGCUCUCCCAAGCAUAACGAUACCGGAGUGUUCCGCCUUACCACUGCUGGAAUGAGUGAGGUGGCUGGCUGCAGACUCAAAGGCUUUCAUCCACACUCAAAAGAUCCUCCCCUCUUCACUAUCUGUAAGCACGUGGUUGUGAAGGACGCUAAAACGACAGUGCUGGACCUCAGGUGACAGAUGAAGGGAGGACAUGCUUCAGUAGAAGCCACAGACCCAGGAGUUUUAUUUUUGGCUACUUGAAGGCUUUUUUGUAAUUUAUUUAUUUAUUAAACAAAAAAGUACUGUGAAGUGGAGUCUGUGUUGCACAGGUUGCUGUUGGCAUCUUGUAAAGAAGCUAUAAAGAUUUUAAAUGGUGUUUUCUCCCUGUGUUGCUAUUUGGGUAUUUAAAGAUCUUUGCUUUAGCAUUUGUGCCUGUUUAAAAAGCAAUCUUUUUGGACAGUUUUGUGGUCAGAUCUGACUUGCUUGUCAGGUUGAAUUUAACUGUGUGUCCUGAAGGUGGCAUGUUUUAGCUAUGAAUGCCACAACCAAAAUGUGAACUUUUUUUUACCAGGAUGCAAAGUUAUUUCUAGACAGUUGCCUUAUGUAACAUGAUGUGAUUUUAGAUUUUUAUUUUAUUCCUUGCCAUUUACUUAGAUAACUUUUACCCAAUAUGCAUUUGCAAAUUUUAUAACUUGUCAGUUAUUCUGAAGUGGAUUAUUACAGCACCAGUGUUUAGUCAAUGGACCUCAAACAAUAAUCAAUAUGUAUUGUUCAGUGUACAGCUAAUGCAGCCAUGUCCAGUUUAAGAAAUUCAGGUCAGUAAAGGUGAUGUUUGACUUGUCACUGAAGGUACUAAAGCAAUGUUACUAUGAUGACCUAUUUGGCAUUAGUAAUAGUGCUCAGGAGUUUGGGCCUUAAAAAAAAAAAGGUAAAGCUGAGCAGCGGAAAAAAAAAAAAGAUGUCCCCCAGUUUUGCCUCAUUUUAUCCUUAACCAAAGCACCUACAAUAGAAUAAGCAAAGAAGCCUAAUAAGCCUUAUUAAAGGAGCCACUGCCAGAGGUUUGAUAGAACCAGUGAUCUCAGGUACUGUAUCAUCCUCUUCUGCUAACAUUCUAACUCAAUCACACAGUGGCUCCUCCUCUGUAUUUCAACUUUCCAUUCCACAGUGGUACAACAGAAAAUGACAAGUUUCCAAGUUCUGAUAUGCUCUUUGAUGUUGAUUGGUGUCUUGUUAGCAUAUUGUGAAUUUUGUGUGCGCUGUGGCAUUGUACAUUUUCCUCUAUUUUUCGUUUUUGAUGUAUGUCUUUGUCCGAGUUUCAGUAGUUCCACGGAAAACCUUUUUUGCUCAUUACCUCUGCAACAGGAACUUGUGGGCAAUAUGAUGCAGUGACUGUACAAUGUUUUUUCCCCCACUGCCAUUUUUUUUUAAAUAAAAAAAAAGUGAGUUUGUGAA